CCCCCUCCCAGCACCCGUCGUUCCUCACCAUCCUCUCUUUCUAGCCCACCGCUCCUUAUCGCGUCCAACGUCCAACCACAGCUCACCUUGCAUCCAUCCCAACGCCGCCGGCAGACAGCCUUGCGACUCCGCCGAACCCAUUAUCCCCCGCUCCUCCCUUGCCGACCUGUCCUAUCCCUACAACUCCGCCGACCAUGAUUCCGCUUCGAGUGCGAUGAACUCUCGGUUUGGCCCAGGGAUUCGAGAAUCUCUGCAACACCGCGACAGCAGUCGGCCCCAGCGGCCCCAAGGCCCUCAGCCCAUCCCGCAACUCGCACAAUCGACUCCGCGCAGCCAUCAUGCCCAGUACACCGAAGGCAUCGGCCCAGCAAUCGCCGACCACCACCACCCAGCAGACGAUGCGAACAAAACCCGAGGUCUGACGGACACCAAGGCACAGAGUGCUGCUACCUCUGAUGCUGUUCUUCCUCCCGCCCAGAAUGUGUCCCGCCACGUCCAGAAGGGGAGGCCCCACGUCUUCUUCAGCAAUGGCGGCACUACUAUGACUGAAAGUCUUCCUUCCUCGCCCCAAGGGCAGCACGCCGACACUGCUAUCGACUUGCCUCUACCCCCGAGAUCUGGGCAUUGGCUAUUUGCGGAUCUCGCCACGCAGAGUCGCACGGCUCCCCAAGGCAUCGGAUAUAGCAUGGCCGCCACUGGAAAGCCUGCGGGUGCUGAACCCCAACAUCCCGAACCCCUCUUCCCGGGCGGUCGAAACGCUGACAUGUCCUUCUGGACAGGAAAUAACCCUGAAGAUGCAUUGUCGGAGACACUGGUCAAAGCUGGGGUCAGCAAUAAAGCCCAAAUCAUGAACGAGACAAAUACCGCCCGUCCGUCCCUUUGGUCCAAUCUGAAAAGCCGUGCUGGCUUGAGCAAUCUCUCAUCGCUAUUUCUGGCGUUGCUCGAGAAACGACAGUCUUGCGGCCGAAUCACUCUGUCCAGCAGCUUCAAGCCGCCGCCACGAUUGACAUUGCGAGACUCGACCCGAGAGGCAUGGCUACAUGAUCUCGCGAACCCUGCUGUUGGGUUGCGGCGUCUGAGUCGGACCAUCCCACAUGGUAUCACAGGUACUGUGCUCCUGGACCAUUGCCUUAACAAGAAUAUACCUCUCCCCCGAGCAAUAUGGUUAGCAAAAUGUGUCGGUAUCAACGAGAUGCGCUCACACAAGCGGAAAGGACAGGCCGGCACUCUUACCUGGGUCAGAGGCUGGACUAGUUCAGUCGAACAGUUCUUGGAAAUUGCAAUAUCGACCGUGGGCCAGCAGGGGUGGAAACCGCGUGUCACGUAUGCACUACAGCUGGCUACCUCCCUCUACAAAGAGCAGCUGCUCGACGAUGAACAUUUUCUCGAUUGGGUCCUCAAAAAUCUAGCAGCAUGUCCGACGGAACGUUUGUUCUUGUGGUUGAUGAUCGUCUCAAUCUACAGACAAGAUUUAACCUCAUCGAGACGCAGAGGUAAACGCUUGGCAGAGUUGCUGCUCAACCAUAUCACAAAGUUUUACGCUGCCAGCGAAACCAGCCAUGAGCCUACCCUCAUAUGGUACCUGGAGCAGUUACUUCUCAAGAUUCUCGUAACGAGCCCUUCUUGCCUCCUUCUCCCGGACGGUUGGCCCUCACAUCUUCCGGUUCUCCAGCGUCUGGCUUUGAAAUAUCCAGAUUCAAAAGCUCUGAGUACUGUGCAAGAUCUUACCCGUAGAGCGAGGCGGUUAGGCCUGCACUCUCUCAACGAUCAUUCUGCGCAUGUCCCUGCUCGUGAGAUAAUCUCUCUUCUUGAUGCCGUGGAUUAUGCCUCCGACGUCAACGUUGAUGUCCUCGCUAACCAAUGCUGGGAUUGUUUGUCUGACGCGCGUGACUUGGUCUCGAUAACACUGCAGUGGGCGUCGUCCUGCCAUCGAAUAGGAAUGCAUCGGAUCUACCUAGUUGCUCGCUUGCUUUGCAAAUGGUGGCGCUCAGGUAUCGACACCGACGACGCCAUACUGACGUUUUUCCAAUCUGCGAAUUCCAGUAUGGUCAUUGAACCAUGCAACAUAUACCGCAUUGUCGCUGAGUUGGUCCGCUCAAAGACAUUCUCUGUGGGAAGAUAUCUCCAAUGGCUUAUUUCUACUGGGUCUUUCAACCAGAAUUGUGGUUUCACCUCAUCGUCGUUUUGUCCUAUGCGUCUUAUGGUGGAGAUUCCCGUCAGCGGGCUUCCCGAACAUGUGCGCAAUCUGAGAAGUACUCUAUUGCGCGGAACGCCUCAUUCUACCGAGUCCGAGGAGGACCACCUAGAUCAGGCAGAGUACACGAUACGUUCCCGCCUGUGUGGACUCUUCGGGACAGGGGUCUGGAGCGACAUCCAACCAGACAUAGACCUAACUGAAUUUACUCCCACCGUCCAACUCGAAAUCGCGCUCUUUCUGCGGCAUCACGUCGCCUCAAAUGUCAGGACCAGCGAACCGGGGCACACCAAUAACACCCUCGUCAACGGGGAUUGCCCAGUGUCGACGAUCACGCUACGAGACUUUCACCUAGUGCGAUCCUAUCUUGAAGAGUUUGGGCAGCUUUCUAUUCUUGCCGAUGUUAUGGGGAUCAUGGUUACGUCUCUGGAUUUUGAUGUCCUUGCUGCCGCCGCUGACACACUGCAUUACCACCAUCUGGCCUUCAAGGCGAUUGGUGCAUUCAAAGCCCUGUUUGAGAGUAUCAUUCUCCGGUAUUCAAUGUUAAGGACAUUCCGGACUCCGGAGCGAGACGUCCUUCUCGGUCUCACGAGAUUAUGCCAUGCCACGCAAGUAGAUGCUCGGGUCGCGCAACUUCUUGCCAGCGACUUAGGACGGUUGGAGCAACGGAACUCGAUUUCUGCUUGCUCUCCGGUCUCUGAUACCACAGCCGAGGCUAUUCAGAACACGGCCGCCGAGUCUGACGAGGAUAUUGACCGUAUUCUAUGCAACAGUAGCACGUUGGAUCAAGCGGCAAUGACCGAAAUGCUGAACAAGAUUAUGACCAAUCUGUCAGAGCAAAUCACUAAGCGUUCUCUGCAACCAAGCCAGCAUGCCUCAUGGCUUCAUCGUCUACGUGUCCUGAAUGAGGUGGCUUUCGACAUUGCUAUCAUGGAAUGGUUGAAGAACCAGUUUUUACAAUACCGACAAAUGCCCUCGAUUCCUGCCGUCGCCGCACUCGUCACAUCUGGUUGCCUGUCCUUCAUGCAACUACUGAGAGUGGCAAGAGAUUGCUUCGACGAGCAGCAACGCCAUGACCCCGAGAGGGCUCACCGGAUCCCGUUCGCUUUUUUUCACCUCAUCGUGCCCACCGAUCGGCUGACUCCAUUCUGCCACUUCCACGAAGCUUAUCGAUUCCGACUUGAGCAACGAAGUUUUUGCCUUGCCCUACAUGCCGAAGUCCUCCAGUUCCUAAGCGAGACUAUACGUGCUGUGCAGGCGUCACCAGGUCCUGACGGAGAGGCACACUUGGAGUCGUUGCUCUUAAAUUCAGAAGUACGGAACAUACUGAAACAGUACAUCCUAAGCGAUGUCCAAGCAGUUUCACAAGCUUUCGGUAUCAGUUCGUUCAAAUCCGGAGACGUAGCAAUCAGCUCUCCUUUGAAGGUUUUGCUGGACACUCUGCUCGACCCUUGCGACUGCCUUCACUUGGCGAAGAAGAGCAUCAUGCAGCAAAUCGAGCUAAUACCCGAAGCCGUUGACGAGCUGUCUCUCCGCUUUUGCCAGCUUAAGAUUCAGUGUCUCUUCUUCAUGGCAACCGGUAGCACAGAUUGCUCCCGUGACACAUUGUCUAGUGCCUUCUUGACGGCAAUCAUUUCGGCCGCUCAAAAGAAUGACUCUGCGUGCCUUGACCUCGUCGGCGGCUUAGAGCCUGACUUGGCUUUCAAGAUACGUGAGUUCGCCGAACGCGAAGUACUCGGUGCAACAUCGUUCCUUGCAAAUCCUCUUACAACUGUUCUUGGCAACAUACCCAAGGAAGAGGAGGCUCGAAUUGAAAGAUAUCUUGCUAUCAUACGGACUACGUCGUCGAAACUGAUCCGAGAUGAACAGAGUCAGGCAAUUGGACCUCUUGCAAAUCGACUGAAAGGCCUAGCAGAGCUAAUGGACAGACACAGCGAUCACGGCACAAAGGUGAUGAGCUCGGCUGAGCCUCCAAACUGUUGUGUAGCCAUAGCGCAGUGGCUUAACGUAUUACUGCGCCUUGUCGUGGCGCAACGAGUCAUGCUUCUUCACAAGGUCUCGAGCCAGCAUCAAGCUGCUCUUAUGUGGAGUCUGCGACGUGUUUUCACGCACCCAGCUUUGAACCUUCUUCCGUCGAUGAGCGAAUACACAUUCGACGCGGCUUUGUUCAUUUCCGAUGCUCUCCCCGACGAUGUCCGCCUGCAGCUUUCGAAGCUAAACAUUGCCAAGACUCCUAGUGAUUCUCGCUGCGUCUUUCUUUUCGAAUGCUGCGCUACGAAAGAUGGUUGGCUUGCUUUGGUCCGAUCGACAUUGGCAUCGGGCGAGCCGGGCAGUAUGCCGGGGACCUUCUCACCUCAACCCCAAAGCUCAAUCCCUCAAACUCAAUUGCAGUUCGAGAAUGCCCUGCACGUACGCAGUGCGAAUCCUGGCAUGUUGCAGCGGCCGCAACAUCAUCAGCAAUCCCAAAUGCAAACCCAAAGUCACCCCCAAACCACCUCUAGGGGCUAUUUCCAAUAUCCGCAACAUCCUCAACAAAGCAAAACAGUGCCGCAAAUUUCUCCUCCGAGUACAGCACCAGUACACGCUUCCCAACAUGGACAGCUCCAGCAAAUGCACAGGAUUCAGCAGAUGCAAGGUCUUACUGCACAACGCAAUCUGCCACCCUCUCCUGCAAAUACCCAAAGACACUUGAAUGCCACUACGCAUGCUGGGUUGCAUGCUGGCAAGAGCGCGCCUUUGCAGUCGAAGCAAGAAAGUGGCGAUACUGGGAUGACGCCCUUUCUAUUGAGCCCAUGGGAAAUUCUCCCCGAGGCAAGCGGUAACUCUAACCUUAACGAGACCGCCAUCAGUUUGGGUCUGUUUGCGGCCCGAAAGCUAUGAAAUCGCGCUCUGGUUAGCAUGCGGGGCGUCUGUCGUACUCUGCUGGUAUUCUCCCGAGUGGUAAAGCGGUUUUUCUACUCUCUUACACCUUCGCAUCCGGUUCAUGGUGCAUUUUGUGUUGGUCAGGCGGUUCAUGGUGUGGGUUUCAGUGGGAUCGGGAUUAGACUAGGCGUUAUGUGUUGUUUCACGGCAUCGCAUAUUGGAGGUUGCAUGAUGAUAUAGAGUCUUUCCACAUGAUACCCAAAACUUGAAAGCAAGCAAUUGGCGCGCAUUCGGUAUUACAUGUUAUGAAAGGUUGCGCUGGCAGCCUGCGAACUUAGAGUGAAGCUUAAGAUAUACUAGAGUUUCCUCGGCGUUGCAUUGUCGCGAG
This is a messenger RNA of Westerdykella ornata, 5444 nucleotides long. RefSeq lists its product as uncharacterized. Lineage: Eukaryota; Fungi; Ascomycota; Dothideomycetes; Pleosporales; Sporormiaceae. The coding region runs from base 215 to 5074 and encodes 1619 amino acids. Gene Ontology annotation, biological process: regulation of transcription by RNA polymerase II. The transcript is spliced from 8 exons. Gene Ontology annotation, cellular component: mediator complex. The record is from RefSeq and is a predicted model, not a curated record. Gene Ontology annotation, molecular function: transcription coregulator activity.